AGACAGUCGAUAUCAGUCACCGAGAUAGACUGCUCCUAGUAUAUAUCACAGAGACAGUCCAUAUCAGUCACCGAGAUAGACUGCUCCUAGUAUAUAUCACAGAGACAGUCCCUAUCAGUCACCGAGAUAGACUGCUCCUAGUAUAUAUCACAGAGACAGUCUAUAUCAGUCACCGAGAUAGACUGCUCCUAGUAUAUAUCACAGAGACAGUCCCUAUCAGUCACCGAGAUAGACUGCUCCUAGUAUAUAUCACAGAGACAGUCCAUAUCAGUCACCGAGAUAGACUGCUCCUAGUAUAUAUCACAGAGACAGUUCCUAUCAGUCACCGAGAUAGACUGCUCCUAGUAUAUAUCACAGAGACAGUCGCUAUCAGUCACCGAGAUAGACUGCUCCUAGUAUAUAUCACAGAGACAGUCCCUAUCAGUCACCGAGAUAGACUGCUCCUAGUAUAUAUCACAGAGACAGUCGCUAUCAGUCACCGAGAUAGACUGCUCCUAGUAUAUAUCACAGAGACAGUCCCUAUCAGUCACCGAGAUAGACUGCUCCUAGUAUAUAUCACAGAGACAGUCCCUAUCAGACACCGAGAUAGACUGCUCCUAGUAUAUAUCACAGAGACAGUCCCUAUGAGUCACCGAGAUAGACUGCUCCUAGUAUAUAUCACAGAGACAGUCCCUAUCAGUCACCGAGAUAGACUGCUCCUAGUAUAUAUCACAGAGACAGUCCCUAUCAGUCAUCGAGAUAGACUGCUCCUAGUAUAUAUCACAGAGACAGUCCCUAUCAGUCACCGAGAUAGACUGCUCCUAGUAUAUAUCACAGAGACAGUCCCUAUCAGACACCGAGAUAGACUGCUCCUAGUAUAUAUCACAGAGACAGUCCCUAUCAGUCACCGAGAUAGACUGCUCCUAGUAUAUAUCACAGAGACAGUCCCUAUCAGUCACCGAGAUAGACUGCUCCUAGUAUAUAUCACAGAGACAGUCCCUAUCAGUCACCGAGAUAGACUGCUCCUAGUAUAUAUCACAGAGACAGUCCCUAUCAGACACCGAGAUAGACUGCUCCUAGUAUAUAUCACAGAGACAGUCCCUAUCAGUCACCGAGAUAGACUGCUCCUAGUAUAUAUCACAGAGACAGUCCCUAUCAGUCACCGAGAUAGACUGCUCCUAGUAUAUAUCACAGAGACAGUCCCUAUCAGUCACCGAGAUAGACUGCUCCUAGUAUAUAUCACAGAGACAGUCCCUAUCAGACACCGAGAUAGACUGCUCCUAGUAUAUAUCACAGAGACAGUCCCUAUCAGACACCGAGAUAGACUGCUCCUAGUAUAUAUCACAGAGACAGUCCCUAUCAGUCACCGAGAUAGACUGCUCCUAGUAUAUAUCACAGAGACAGUCCCUAUCAGUCACCGAGAUAGACUGCUCCUAGUAUAUAUCACAGAGACAGUCCCUAUCAGUCACCGAGAUAGACUGCUCCUAGUAUAUAUCACAGAGACAGUCCCUAUCAGUCACCGAGAUAGACUGCUCCUAGUAUAUAUCACAGAGACAGUCCCUAUCAGUCACCGAGAUAGACUGCUCCUAGUAUAUAUCACAGAGACAGUCCCUAUCAGUCACCGAGAUAGACUGCUCCUAGUAUAUAUCACCGAGACAGUCCCUAUCAGUCACCAAGACUCAAAAUAG
Molecule: messenger RNA, 1667 nt
Organism: Pelobates cultripes (western spadefoot toad)
Lineage: Eukaryota; Metazoa; Chordata; Amphibia; Anura; Pelobatidae
Source: the annotation of a GenBank genome assembly